UAUUUUUCGUCGUCACAAUACUGAUAAGCGAGAAGAACAAAAAAAAAACAGAAGCGAGCGAUCUACGCGUUAAUCUACAUAGCUGCAAUGAGUAGUGUUUACUCAUCAUCCACUAUCUCGAACUCUGGUGACCAAGGAGAAAGCAGUGUAUCCAACGGUAGUGGUAUUAACCGUGUGCAUAACGUACAAAUCGAUGGCACAAUGAGGCCCAUACGACCAUACGUUUCGAGCCAGCGAACUAGAACCGACAGCGAUAUGGCGGUGGAAACAAAGGAGCCCACCGAAGAGGAAGGUAUCGUCGAGUCACCCGUGCUGCAGGACGCCCGCAUGAACGAGAUGGAGGAACGGUUACGACGGAAGUUGCAGUUUUUCUUCAUGAACCCAAUCGAGAAAUGGGAAGCGAAGCGCCGUUUUCCGUACAAGUUUGUUGUGCAAGUUAUCAAAAUAGUCCUCGUAACGCUGCAGCUCUGCCUCUUUGCACAUUCCCGCUACACACACGUGAACUACACGUGGGACAAUACGGUCACUUUUUCGCAUCUGUUCCUGCGCGGCUGGGAUAUCACGAUGGAGGUGAACAACUAUCCGCCAGAGACGGGCCCACUAUCGGUGUACAUGAUCGAUGAGUUCUUCAAAACGAUUGACUAUGCCGCAGCCGGUUAUGCGGAUCUGCCCAAAGCGAUCGGACCGUACUCCUUUCCGACCGAAGACAACACGAUGCCACCCAUGCGAUUGUGUCUGUACCGAUACAAAGACGGCACCAUCUUUGGAUUCAACGAGAGCUACGUAUUCAACCCGGAAAUUGACUCGCUCUGUGUGGACCUGUAUCAGAACGUGACCGUCAACGGUACCCAGGCCUAUCUGCACGAUAAAGAGAUUAACAUCAACUUUUCCGCGCUGGUAAAGGCGGAACUGACGUUUGCCAUCAAAACGGUCAACUUUAAGGCGGCCGGACCGAUAACGGCUCCGGACUGCUAUCGCUUCGACAUACUGAUCCUGUUCAACAAUCAGGACCACGACGGUCAGAUGGUGCUGCGGCUAGAGGCGGAACCAACGCGAUUGGUAUGCCACGGCGAUGUAGAGUUUAUCAAAAACUCUCAGAUCGAUGACGCACUCCGCAGCUUGCUGAACAUUCUGGUGAUCGUUAUCUGUCUCGUGUCGUUUGCUCUGUGUGCACGGGCCAUUUUUCGCGCACAGAUACUACGGCUGGCAACGUGCGACUUCUUCAAGCAAGCCUACGGCAAGGAUCUGAGCUGUGAAGGCAAAUGGGAGUUUGUCAACAUGUGGUACAUCAUGAUCGUGUUCAAUGAUGUGCUGCUCAUCAUCGGAUCGGCACUGAAGGAGCAGAUCGAACGAAAGCACUUCAUUGCAGACGAUUGGAACGUAUGCUCGCUGCUGCUUGGCGUAGGCAAUUCGCUUGUGUGGUUUGGCGUGUUGCGUUACCUCGGAUUCUUUAAAACGUACAACGUUGUGAUACUAACGCUGAAGAAAGCAGCUCCAAAAAUUAGCCGAUUUCUUCUUUGUGCACUGUUGAUCUACGCCGGAUUCACCUUCUGCGGCUGGCUAGUGCUUGGGCCGUAUCACAUCAAGUUCCGUUCGCUGUCUACCACCUCCGAAUGUUUGUUUGCGCUCAUCAACGGUGACGACAUGUUUGCCACCUUCUCAAUCAUGUCGGAGAAAUCCCUGAUGCUGUGGUGGUUUUGCCGCAUUUAUCUGUACUCCUUUACAAGCCUGUACAUCUACGUUGUACUGUCCCUGUUUAUUUCCGUCAUUAUGGACGCGUACGACACGAUCAAGAAGUAUUACAAGGACGGUUUCCCGCAGAGUGAUCUCCGACUGUUUGUUGGACCCAUCAGCCCCAACGACUUCUCGAGCGGUGUGUUUCGAGAGCACGAAGAAUUUGAUCUGGAAAGCAUGUCGUUCCUGGAAGUGUUGAAGCGAAUAUGUUGCUUCACCACCAGUAGCGCCGGCCCGACUGGUUACACAUCGUUACUACCAAAGGCUUCCUCGUCUAGCUUUGUAAACAAUUAGCCAAUUCCACUUCUCUUCUCAGUAUCGUUAUUUUCAUUAUUUUGUUAUGAAUUUUGGAAUAAAUUUUACAAAUCCAAAAAA
This is a messenger RNA of Anopheles maculipalpis, 2109 nucleotides long. Its product is annotated as mucolipin-3-like. The record is from RefSeq and is a predicted model, not a curated record. Gene Ontology annotation, molecular function: NAADP-sensitive calcium-release channel activity. The transcript has a single exon. Bases 88 to 2028 code for a protein of 646 amino acids. Gene Ontology annotation, cellular component: plasma membrane; lysosomal membrane. Lineage: Eukaryota; Metazoa; Arthropoda; Insecta; Diptera; Culicidae.